AUGGCAAUCGAAACAAAACGCAAGAUCUUAAUCGGCGAAGACGAUGAAGGAGAAGCACAGGGGACGAAGGAGACACCGACCACAGAAGAAUCACUUAUGACGAAGAAGUCCAGAAAAGAAAUAAGAGAUCGGAGAUUACACGGUUUGAGCCGGAGAUGGAUUGGAUUGGAGGAGAAGGCUCGGUGUGGGCUCGAAUCCAAUUCAAGCCCACCAAACAGGCCCAUGACGAUUAGAAGUGAAUUUGCCACCAAUCUGCCUAUAACGAAACUUGCUCCUGAAAACUCAGCUAAGAAAUGCUCUCACUGGCCUGAAAACUCAGAUGCAGACGCUAUGUCUGUAUGUAUGAGAGACGUACCUUAUCGAAGAAAUAGCCGGAGUGAUUGGGGACGAUCGGCUAUUGAAUUACAGAGAAGGGUCUCUGGAGGGGGAUCCGGUAAGCUAACAAGUCCUAGCUCUCAGGCUCAGCUGCCUGCCCCAUUUCCACAUUGGCUCAACUCAAAAACUACAGAGAUUUAUGUUUGCUUUCAUUCUUCUGUUUCCGGACUGCUUGAAUACUUCAAGACAGUCCAAUAUCGUUUAGCUAAGUCUGCAGCUAUGUUUAACUGCAUUUUCAGACAAAUGGCACAAGGUAUGCAAUCACAUCUCGGUUUCUACUGUCACCCCUUUGGCUCAGGCUGCCCCAUAGACUUCCUAUGCAACUCGCUCAUGAUGCUUCCAAACUCUGCAUCACCAAUGGAGGCAGCAUCGAUCGCUUGUUAG
This is a messenger RNA of Prunus armeniaca (apricot), 759 nucleotides long. The record is from the annotation of a GenBank genome assembly. NCBI's taxonomy places the organism in Eukaryota, Viridiplantae, Streptophyta, Magnoliopsida, Rosales, Rosaceae.